AUGGGCAAACGCGCGUCCUCUCCCGUCGGCGAGCGCCCAGCAGCCAAGUCGGCGGUGGCCCCGGCACAGACUGAGCGUGCGGCAGCGGAGCAGGACGGAAUGGGCGAGUUCGAGGACCAGUGGGAGGACGAGUUCGAGGACGAUGAGGAGGCGGGGGAAGUCGUUGAUGCGGCUGAGAACGAGGACGGCGAGGAUGGCGAGAUGGAAGUCGACGAGCAGGAACAGCGACCAGCUUCGCCCAAGCCUUACCUCCCUGGCACCAAGCUCGAGGAGGGCGAGUUCCUCGCUCCGGACUUGUCGACCUAUCCUCUCCUUCACUCGUUCGUCCCAACCUGGCCCAGUCUUUCCUUCGAUAUCCUUCGCGACAACGACGGCGAGGAGCGCCGAGGGUACCCGGUGUCGUGUGCGCUUGUUGCCGGCACUCAGGCUGGCGACCCGACUGCGAACGAGGUUACGGUCAUGCGGUGGGAAGGCUUGGGCAAGACGAGGCGGGAUCCUGAGGAGUCGGAUGGCGAAGACUCGGACGACGAUGACACGGAGGACGACCCUGUCCUCACAUUCCGCGCCAUCCCGCACAAGGGCGGCGUCAACCGCAUUCGCGCACGACCACUCGGCAACCCUCUCUCGCAGGGUCCUCCCCUUCCUCCCGACCCCUACCACGUCGCCACUUUCUCUGAGACCGGCAAGGUCCACAUCUUCGACAUCGCUCCUCAUCUCAACUCGCUCCUCUCUCCCGCCACUGCUUCUGCCUCACUCUCGAAGACUCCCCUCCACACCGUCGACAACCACAGCCGCGCCGAAGGAUUCGCUCUCGACUGGUCCAAGCCGUCUGGCUCGUCCACCUCGCACCGUCUCUUGUCCGGCGACAUCUACUCCAAGAUCUACCUCACCACGCUCUCUCCCUCGUCCAUCACCACCUCGCCCAAACCCUUCUCCUCGCACACCGACUCGGUCGAGGACAUCCAGUGGUCUCCGCAAGAAGCCACCGUCUUCGCAUCGUGCUCGGCGGAUCGGAGUAUUCACGUCUGGGACAUCCGCAUGAAGGAGCGCAAGUCGGCGAUCGGUGUUGCCGGCGCUCACAGCAGCGAUGUCAACGUGAUCAGCUGGAACCUCUCGACGCAGUACUUGCUCGCGUCCGGCGGCGACGAGGGAGGCAUCAAGGUCUGGGACCUGCGAAAUUUCAAGGGCACCUCGGCUCCCGCUCCUACCCCCGUCGUCCACUUCUCCUGGCACACCGCGCCCAUCACCUCCAUCGAAUGGCACCCGACCGACGAGUCGUGUCUCGCAGCUGCAGGCGCCGACGACCAGGUCACCCUGUGGGACCUCUCGGUCGAGGAGGACGAGGACGAGCGGCCGACUGGACCGGACGCCGACCGUCUGCGGGACGUCCCGGCGCAGCUGUUGUUCUGCCACCAGGGCCAGUCGGACGUCAAGGAGGUUCACUGGCACCCGCAGAUCCCCGGAACGGUCGUCUCGACGGCGGCGGACGGCUUCAACAUCUUCAAGUCGUUGCCGUUCUCGAGCUGA
Rhodotorula toruloides NP11 is the source of this 1527-nucleotide messenger RNA. RefSeq names its product glutamate-rich WD repeat containing protein. The coding region runs from base 1 to 1527 and encodes 508 amino acids. The record is from RefSeq and is a predicted model, not a curated record. Lineage: Eukaryota; Fungi; Basidiomycota; Microbotryomycetes; Sporidiobolales; Sporidiobolaceae. Gene Ontology annotation, molecular function: protein binding. The transcript is spliced from 3 exons.